Molecule: messenger RNA, 1740 nt
Organism: Papaver somniferum (opium poppy)
Lineage: Eukaryota; Viridiplantae; Streptophyta; Magnoliopsida; Ranunculales; Papaveraceae
Product: aluminum-activated malate transporter 2-like
Exons: 3
Coding region: 38-1525 (495 amino acids)
Biological process (GO): malate transport
Cellular component (GO): plant-type vacuole membrane
Source: RefSeq, a predicted model, not a curated record
UUCUACUAUCUAACACCCAUUUGCUCAUCAGCUAGCCAUGGAUAUUGAAUCAGGAAACAUAGACUUAAAGAGUAACAAUGUUACCGUUUCCGAACAUGGGUUCUUAUUGUGCUGGUUUAAAGCUUUGUUUAUGAAGUUGAAAAAAAAUGUAGCUGAAUUUGCAAAUAAAGUAAAGAAAAUAGGAAAAGAUGAUCCAAGAAGGAUAACUCAUUCGAUCAAAGUUGGAAUAACACUAGCAUUAGUUUCUCUUCUCUACUAUUUUAGUCCGGUUUAUGGUGGAUUUGGUUCUGCAACUAUGUGGGCUAUCUUAACAGUAGUGGUUGUUUUUGAAUUCAGCGUUGGUGCCACUUUAGGCAAAGGGUUGAAUAGAGCCAUUGCUACAUUUUUAGCUGGUGCUUUGGGUGUUGGUGCUCAUCACUUGGCAACCCUAGCUGGUAAAGAAGGAGAGCCCAUUCUUCUUGGUCUCUUUGUUUUCCUACUAGCUGCGGUAGCUUCGUUUUCGAGAUUCUUUCCGGGAAUUAAAGCGCGGUAUGACUAUGGAGUGUUGAUAUUCAUAUUGACGUUUAGUUUAGUAUCUGUGUCCGGUUAUCGAGAGGAUAAAAUUAUAAGACUUGCUCUUCACAGAUUCUCGACAAUUAUAAUUGGUGGACUUUCAUGUGUGGUUAUAUCAAUCUUUGUUUUCCCUGUUUGGGCUGGUGAAGAUUUGCAUAAACUCAUUUUUGUCAAUAUAGACAAACUUGGAGAUUUCUUACAGGCAUUUGGAGGAGAAUAUUUCGAAAAUUUUGAGAAAGAUGGGGUGAUACCUAAGGAUGAUAAGAAAACCUUCCUACAUCUUAAUGGAUACAAAACUAUAUUGAAUUCUAAGACAGCCGAAGAAUCAUUCGCAAACUUUGCGAGUUGGGAGCCACCACACGGCGGAUUUGGAUUCCGUCAUCCAUGGAAACAAUAUCUAAAGAUUGGAAUAUUAACUCGUCAAUGUGCAUACCGUAUCGAGUCUCUUAGCAACUGCAUCAAUAAAUCUCAAGUCCAACCAUUGGAAUUCAAGAAGAUAGUUCAAAAGGGAUGCAUGGAAAUGAGUAUUGAAUCAGGCAAGGCUUUAAAAGAAUUAUCAAUUGCAGUUAAGACAAUGAGGCAUCCGGAUUCUGUUCUUACACACCUGAAGAACUCGAUAUCUGCAGCAGAUAACCUAAAAUCUUCCCUGAGAACUGCUAAAAUGGAGAAUACAAACAUUUUUGAGUUGAUACCAGCAGCUAAGGUUACUACUCUACUAAUCGAAAUCAUUGGGUGCAUAAGUAACAUUGUCGAUUCUGUCAAUGAACUUUCUCGCCUAGCAAAGUUCAAAGGUGCAGAGACCACUGCAUCCUCAUUAUAUAAGCCGAAGCAACAAUUACAUCAUGAAGAAACACUAACUUCAGUUACUGUGGAGACAAGCAGCCAUGACAAUGCAACCCAUGCAAUUAUUACAGUAUGCGCACUGUCUACAUCUCUGGAAAGUGGGAUUUUAGAAGAUCCCUUGAUCUUAUAAGACUUGCAAUAUAAGUGAAACAACGCCUGGAUUCAAAUGGUAAUAACUUGACAUCAACUACAACUAUGGGAAAGAAGUAAAGAAAUUUGUUUUCGCAGGCGCUUUAACAAUUGUAACAGUAUACGUACAGUUGUAGAUAUAAUGGUAAAAGAACCUUAAUUACCAUGCCUAUGAGAAAUUUUUGUGAUAAUUAAUUUUCUAUAAAUCAUGUUCCA